UGAACAAAGAAUAGCAACUUUGAUAUUUAUGCAUUUCUGGUUUUCAAUUUUUUUUCUUUUCGUCCCUUUUCUCCUGUCAAAGAAAAACUAUCCAAAAGGUGUAAAAUGGAAGAAUUCAUACAGCAUCAAAUAAAACUCAUUGAGACAGAGAGGCAAAUCGAUGUCGAGGAUACUUUGAAACUCUUAUCAUCUUAUACGCCGAUUCAAUUACAAAGAAAAGGUGUUGCAUUGAUCGGCUUGAAAGUGACAGGUAAGCAGAAUCCACCCGGAGCAUUACCUUCUACAAGCGUGCUAUUAGAAUGAAUCAUUCAAACUCAUGUUCAUAAUAGGAAUGAGAACUGGUUUGGGAGGCAAAAGUUUAGUUGAUGUGGAACUAGCAAAUGCAGGCAAAGUACCGCCUGUAUUUCCUGCUCACAAAAUCACCACCGGUGAUAUUGUUGGCUUGGAUGAGUAUAGUAAAGACAAACCAACCAAAGAGCUAGGCACUAAGUGGUCGGCUGUGGUUUUGAAAAUAACAGAUACAAAGAUAACAUUGGCGUUAGAUCAGGAAGAGGAUCUGCCCACUGAUAUACAAGAAAAAUGUCAAAUUGUUAAAUUGGCAAACAGUAUCACUUAUGAGAGAAUGCUGAAAGGCUUGGAGAGAUUACAAAAGCGUUGUACUGGCGAGGAAGGCGGCACCAACAAUUUGAUCAAUGUGCUUUUGGGUCAAUCGCAGUUAUCCCCCGUCCAGUCUGUCAAUGAUAUUAAUUUCUUUGAUGAAACGCUGAAUGAUUCUCAAAGAGAAGCUGUACGUUUUGCAUUAGGAUCACCAGAAAUUGCUCUGAUUCAUGGACCGCCGGGGACGGGUAAAACUUACACUCUUGUGGAAAUUAUUCGCCAACUGUCCAUCAAUCAGAACAAAAAGGUACUCGUGUGUGGGCCUUCCAAUAUUUCUGUUGAUAAUCUAGUAGAACGAUUAUCGCAACAUAAAAUGAACAUUGUACGUGUUGGGCAUCCUGCCCGUGUCCUACCCACCGUUUUAAACCAUACACUAGAUAUUAUUACCUGUACGUGCGAUUCCGGCCAAAUUGUGUCUGAUAUUCGAAAGGAAAUGGAUGAGACAUUAUCAAAUAUCAAAAAAUCAAAAAGCCGCCUGGAGAGAAGGAACAUGUACGAUUUGAUUAAAUCUCUUCGUAAAGAGUACCGUGUUAGAGAAAGAAAGGUAGUGGACGAAGUGCUAACAAAUGCCCAAGUCACUCUUUCAACUAUUAAUGGAGCCGGAAGUAAAACAAUGAUGAAUAAAGAAUUCGAUGUAGUGAUCAUUGACGAAGCAACACAAGCUUUGGAAGCAGAAUGUUGGAUUGCUCUUUUGAAAGCGAAAAAAGCCAUUUUAGCAGGCGAUCAUUUACAGUUGCCGCCCACUAUUAAAACGCCACCUUCUAGGGAAAAAAGCAACAGUGAGAAGAAAAGGCGAAAACGUGGUGUGCUUUCUAUUGACAUAGACCUUACUACCACGCUCUUUGACCGUCUAUUAUCCAUGUACGGGGACAACGUCAAACGUAUGCUGAUGGUGCAAUACCGUAUGCAUCAAAAAAUUAUGGAGUUUAGUUCACGAGAGUUAUAUGAGAACAAGCUUGUGGCGCAUGAUAGCGUUGCAGAACACGUUUUGGCUGACUUGCCAGAUGUACAAAGCACAGAGAACACUGAUAUCCCCGUAGUAAUGAUUGAUACAAGUGAUACAGGAUUAGGACACGAAAUGACGGCAGACGAUGACGAAGAACAGAGUAAAGCCAAUGAAUUGGAGGUCGAAUUGGCAGUCCAUCAUAUAAGAGCUUUAAUGGACGAUGGACUGACGGAGGACCAAAUCGGCGUGAUUACGCCUUAUGCUGCUCAAGUCGCACGACUGAAAAGGGACAUAAGAGAGACCUGGCCAGCAAUUGAAAUAGGAACAGUAGAUGGAUUCCAGGGCCGCGAGAAGGAGGCAAUCGUCUUAUCUUUAGUACGGUCAAAUGAUGAUGGGGAGGUUGGCUUUUUGGCUGAAAGACGAAGAUUAAAUGUUGCUAUGACCAGAGCAAAAAGACAUCUGUGUGUUAUCUGUGAUUCAGAUACCCUGCUUGGAACAAAACGGACAAGCAAUUCUAAGAAUUCCAAUGUGGACGGUGGGUUUAUAAAACGUUGGAUGGAGUAUCUUAAUGAAGAAGCCGAUUUACGAUUCAGUGAAUUUAUUAACCUAUAAAUAUAUUUCAAUUUUUGCAACGUAUAAUCCCUCUUAUGAGAAGACACAUGCACAUAUAUCACCUGCGACACUCUUAGAUUUUUUUACAGAGAAGCAGCUUCUUUUAUUCCAGCUGAAGUGUUGCUGCAUGUUGUGCGAUGUUUCUGUCGAUAGUUUUACAUUACCUCCAUUACUAUGUUACGAAAUGCUAGAUCCUGAUUUGCGAUCUUCAACAUUUUUACUGAAUAUUUGUAAUAAAUUGUUCGAUUUGAACAGAUUGACUUUGAAACACAAGCUGGUUGUUUUUUAUUGAAA
Molecule: messenger RNA, 2509 nt
Organism: Mycotypha africana
Lineage: Eukaryota; Fungi; Mucoromycota; Mucoromycetes; Mucorales; Mycotyphaceae
Product: P-loop containing nucleoside triphosphate hydrolase protein
Exons: 3
Coding region: 317-2215 (632 amino acids)
Molecular function (GO): ATP binding; 5'-3' DNA helicase activity; DNA binding
Source: RefSeq, a predicted model, not a curated record